GGCCCCUCCCCCGGCAGUCCUUAGUCUGGUUCUGGUUCUGACCUGUGUUCGGGGCUCCUCUAGGCUCGGCCUGACAGGUUUCGCUUCUUUUGUGUCCGCGGUUUGUGGUGGGAAGAUGCUCCGGGUGAGGUCGGCCGUGUUCCGGUCAUGGAGGGGGUUCCGGACGUUCCCGUGUGCAGCUGUGGAGGUGAAGAAUGAACCCAUCUUGGGCUUCAAGGAGGGGAGUCCAGAGAGGAGUGAGCUGCUGAAGGCUCUGGACAGCUUGAAGGGGAGGACAGAGGAGGUCCCGUGCGUGGUUGGAGAUGAACAUGUGUGGACUGCAGACGUCAGAUAUCAGCUAUCUCCUUUCAAUCAUUCACACAAGGUGGCCAAGUUCUGCUACGCAGACAAGGAGCUCAUCAACAAGGCAAUCCUGGCAUCAGUGGCAGCCAGGAAAGAGUGGGACCUGAAGCCAGUCCAGGACCGGGCCCAGAUCUUCUUCAAGGCUGCCGAUGUCAUCAGUGGACCCAAACGAGCAGAGGUCCUGGCCAAGACCAUGAUCGGACAGGGAAAGACGGUGGUGCAGGCGGAGAUCGACGCCGCCGCAGAGCUCAUAGACUUCUUUCGGUUUAAUGCCAAACAUGCUAUCGAGCUGGAGAGACAGCAGCCCCUCGACGCCGAUGGAAGCACCAACACCAUGUUGUACCGCGGCUUGGAGGGCUUCGUUGCAGCCGUGGCUCCUUUUAACUUCACAGCCAUUGGUGGAAACCUGGCAGGCACCCCUGCCAUGAUGGGGAAUGUGGUUUUGUGGAAACCCAGUGACACCGCUGUGUCUGCGAGUUACGCCGUCUACAAAGUGCUGCGGGAGUGUGGCCUGCCCCCCCACAUCAUCCAGUUCCUGCCUGCUGACGGUCCCGUGUUUGGGGAUGCUGUCACCUCCUCGGAGCACCUGGCAGGGAUCAACUUCACCGGCAGUGUGCCAACCUUCAAGCGUCUGUGGAAACAGGUGGCGCAGAACCUGGACAUCUACAGGACGUUUCCACGGAUCGCCGGAGAGUGUGGUGGGAAGAACUUCCACUUCGUACACACCUCUGCUGACAUCCAGAGCGUGGUGAUGGGAACGAUCCGCUCUGCGUUCGAGUACGGAGGCCAGAAGUGCUCGGCAUGCUCCAGGAUGUACGUCCCUGACAGCUUGUGGCCACAGAUCCGGCAGCAGCUGCUGGAUGUCCACAAGAGCAUCAAAGUGGGAGAUCCGGUGGAGGACUUCAGCACCUUCUUCUCUGCUGUCAUCGAUGAUAAGUCUUUUGCUCGGAUCAGCCGGUGGCUCAGCCACGCCAAGAACUCCCCAAACCUGACCAUCAUUGCCGGCGGGAACUGUGACGACCGGAAGGGUUACUUUGUAGAGCCGACCAUCAUUGAAACCAAAGAUCCCCAAGACCCCAUCAUGAAUGAGGAGAUCUUCGGCCCGGUCCUCUCGGUUUAUGUCUAUCCUGAUAAGAAGUACCAGGAGGUGCUGCAGCUGAUUGACCACACAUCACCGUAUGCGCUGACGGGCGCCGUGUUUGCCCACGACAAGAAUGUGAUAGACGAGGCGGCCAAAGUUCUGAGGAAUGCUGCAGGAAAUUACUAUGUGAACGACAAAUCCACCGGCUCCAUCGUGGCCCAGCAGCCAUUUGGAGGCGCUAGAGCUUCAGGCACCAAUGACAAACCUGGAGGUCCUCAUUAUGUCCUGAGGUGGACGUCUCCACAGGUGGUGAAGCAGACGCAUGUACCCCUCACAGACUGGAAGUACCCCUACAUGGGCUGAGCUCUCUGUCCAUCCAUCCCUCCUCCUCCGGUUUUGCCCCUCUCUGCACUGACUGACAUUACCGUCCUCCUGGAGAUGUACUUCCAUCCCGCAUUGAUCUGUUAUUAAACUCCAAGUUCAAAUCCUCCCUCCGUCCUGACUCGAGAGGCGCCGUCCACGUUCCCUUGUCUUCCGCUGAUCAGAUGAUCUGAAAUCUCCAUCAUCUGAAUCUUUCAGAGCAUCUGUCUUCUGUUUGAUUUGUUCUCUGUGAAAACAAAGUUGAUCUUCUUAUAGAAUUGUAGAAAUAACUACUAAGUAAUGAAUUCUUGUUAGAUCAAUAAUGACAUUAACUGAGUAUGUUAAAACAGAGCCUCAGAUCCAAGAGACCAUCUUUGCUUUGAGCUUUGAUGAAGAGGAGAAGGAAGAAGGCUCAUGAAACGAAACUAUAGUUAAUGUCGGAUCAGGUGUUACGAGGGUCGGUGUUUGUCCUGCAGAUAUUUGCUGUUACGACAAGCCUAAUCCCAAAAACAUUUGUACUUGAAUGUCUGCAGCUGAGUGUGCCUACAUCAGCCUUUCAGAUCAUUUUUAGCAAUAAAUAUUAUUCUUACAAGCUG
Messenger RNA from Oryzias melastigma (Indian medaka), 2379 nucleotides. It is a transcript of the gene aldh4a1, whose product is annotated as aldehyde dehydrogenase 4 family, member A1. Lineage: Eukaryota; Metazoa; Chordata; Actinopteri; Beloniformes; Adrianichthyidae. The transcript has 15 exons. Bases 116 to 1786 code for a protein of 556 amino acids. The record is from RefSeq and is a predicted model, not a curated record. Gene Ontology annotation, molecular function: L-glutamate gamma-semialdehyde dehydrogenase (NAD+) activity.